UUCCACGAGCUUCAGAGAGGGCGGGAGGAGUAUAAAAGCACGCGCCACUCCAGGUAACAUGAUAACGUCACUCGGGAGACUCGGGGAAUCACACAACACACGCGCCUCGCCUCGCCUCACAUCCUCACAUGCUUACCGACGCCGCCUGAGCGACUUCAAAGUAUUGAGAUGCCGAGUCACGCGAGCAUACACCGGCACCGACACCACCGAGAGCUCCUGUUGCUGUUUUUCAUUCUGCUGCUGAAAUACUGUCACGCGGUCAAGAACGACGCCACGGAGAUGCUGCACGGGCACAUCAUCCCUCUCGUGCAGGAGGAGACACCAACGAACACAAACACAUCCCUGAACAUGAACCGAGCCAGGAAUGGCGGCAGGACGGGCUUUGAAUCGGCCGCUAAGCUUGAUCAGAGCCAGGUGGGUUGCCGUGAGCUGCGCUCCACCAAGUACAUCUCCGAUGGCCAGUGCACCAGCCUGAGUCCCGUGAAGGAGCUGGUGUGUGCCGGCGAGUGCCUUCCCGCCCACCUGUUGCCCAACUGGAUCGGUACCGGCGGCGCCGGCGCUGGCUACAGCGGCCGCUACUGGACCCGGCGCGACGCCCAGGAGUGGCGCUGCGUCACCGACCGCACCAGGACCCAGCGGAUCCGGCUGCAGUGUCUGGACGGCAGCACGCGCACCUACAAGAUCCAGGCCGUCACCGCCUGCAAGUGCAAACGCUACUCGCGCCAGCACAACGACUCCGUGCAGAAGAGCGACGGAACCGGAACCGGAACCGGAACCGGAACCUCUGCAGCCGACAGAACUUUUGGUUUUGCUUCCACCCAACCGCAGCCACAAGGUCCGAAUCAGAGUCCGAGUCAGAACCAGAACCAGCCCGGACAACAUAAGAAGAGAAGGAGCAAGAAUGGGCGCAACAAGCCCCCCAGAUCGGACCAUGCCCCCCGCAACAAGCCCUGAUGGUGUUCAAG
Messenger RNA from Engraulis encrasicolus (European anchovy), 965 nucleotides. It is a transcript of the gene sostdc1b, whose product is annotated as sclerostin domain containing 1b. The coding region runs from base 169 to 954 and encodes 261 amino acids. The transcript is spliced from 2 exons. The record is from RefSeq and is a predicted model, not a curated record. NCBI's taxonomy places the organism in Eukaryota, Metazoa, Chordata, Actinopteri, Clupeiformes, Engraulidae. Gene Ontology annotation, molecular function: BMP binding. Gene Ontology annotation, biological process: negative regulation of BMP signaling pathway; negative regulation of Wnt signaling pathway.